Messenger RNA from Myodes glareolus (Bank vole), 772 nucleotides. RefSeq names its product troponin C2, fast skeletal type (gene Tnnc2). Gene Ontology annotation, cellular component: myosin II complex. Gene Ontology annotation, molecular function: calcium ion binding. The record is from RefSeq and is a predicted model, not a curated record. NCBI's taxonomy places the organism in Eukaryota, Metazoa, Chordata, Mammalia, Rodentia, Cricetidae.
GUGUCCCCUCUCCUCAGCACUGGCAGUGGGCACUGAGGGGUACCUGAGCUGUGCAGUAGGUUUGGAGUAGUUCUGUGGGGCCCAGGGGGACUUCCUAACAAGUGGGAAACCGAGGUGAGACCUUGCCCUUCUGCGCUCUUGAUCCUCUCUUUGUUUUCUCCAGACGGACCAACAGGCUGAGGCCAGGUCCUACCUCAGCGAGGAGAUGAUCGCUGAGUUCAAGGCUGCCUUUGACAUGUUUGAUGCUGAUGGUGGUGGGGACAUCAGCGUUAAAGAGCUGGGCACCGUGAUGAGGAUGCUAGGGCAGACACCCACCAAAGAGGAACUGGAUGCCAUCAUUGAGGAGGUGGAUGAGGAUGGCAGCGGUACCAUCGACUUUGAGGAGUUCUUGGUCAUGAUGGUGCGCCAGAUGAAAGAGGAUGCGAAAGGGAAGAGCGAAGAAGAGCUGGCAGAGUGUUUCCGCAUCUUUGACAGGAAUGCAGACGGCUACAUUGAUGCUGAGGAGCUGGCUGAGAUUUUCCGGGCUUCUGGGGAGCACGUGACAGAUGAGGAGAUCGAAUCCCUGAUGAAGGACGGAGAUAAGAACAAUGAUGGCCGCAUUGACUUCGAUGAGUUCCUGAAGAUGAUGGAGGGCGUUCAGUAAGGAGCCGGCAUUCGCUUCCACCCAGAUCGCAGGUCCCCUGGGUGUGGACAACUCCACCCUUGCCUUCCCCGCCCCACCAGGGAAGGGCCGCUCCUCCGGACUUUGUGACUGGAAGGAAUAAAAGCUGAC